Messenger RNA from Cyclopterus lumpus (lumpfish), 2211 nucleotides. It is a transcript of the gene cnih4, whose product is annotated as cornichon family AMPA receptor auxiliary protein 4. Gene Ontology annotation, cellular component: COPII-coated ER to Golgi transport vesicle; endoplasmic reticulum membrane. NCBI's taxonomy places the organism in Eukaryota, Metazoa, Chordata, Actinopteri, Perciformes, Cyclopteridae. Gene Ontology annotation, biological process: endoplasmic reticulum to Golgi vesicle-mediated transport. The transcript is spliced from 5 exons. The coding region runs from base 46 to 465 and encodes 139 amino acids. The record is from RefSeq and is a predicted model, not a curated record.
GUCACUGGCCGGAAAUGAAAACAAAUCACUGACGGAAAAAGAAAAAUGGAGGCGGCAGUGUUCAUUCUAUCACUUGUGGACUGCUGUGCACUUAUUUUCCUCUCGGUGUACUUUAUUAUCACCCUGUCUGAUCUAGAAUGUGACUACAUCAAUGCUAGAGCCUGCUGCUCCAAGCUAAACAAAUGGGUAAUUCCAGAGAUGGUUGGUCAGUGUCUCUCCACAAUGCUGAUGUUGGUCUCCACGCACUGGUUUGUCUUUCUCCUCAACCUGCCUGUAGCUGCCUGGAACAUUUAUAGGUAUGUGAAGGUUCCAAUGGGAAACAUGGGCGUGUUUGACCCCACUGAGAUCCACAACCGAGGUCAGCUCAAGUCCCACAUGAAGGAGGCCAUGAUUAAACUGGGUUACCACUUGCUCUGCUUCUUUAUUUAUUUGUAUAGCAUGAUCCUGGCUCUGAUCAACGACUGAAGCACCCAGCGAGCUGCCAGAUUCCCAACGUCCAGGCUUUGCUGUCUCCCCCUCACACCCUGCUCCCAUACUGUAUGCAUACGAUCUUUCCAAAGAGCAGUGAAAAGAAGUUUACUGUCACUGAGCUCCAAGCUGUUAUUUGUGUUGUCAGAAUGCCAGAGUUUUCAAUUUGAACCAUUUAGCACUUCAGUACCAUCAUGCAAAUAUCUCCUACAACAAGCGCUGUGUGUUAUUGUGAAGGGUAUAAGUAAUGAGGUAUCUCUUCAACCUCUAUAUGCAAUAGUGACUAAAAACAACAUCGACACAGUGGCUGUAAGAAAUAUUAUACAUUUUCAUAGUAAAGUGAGCAAGUAGGCUUCCUAGAGCAGAGGGAACCAGAAAAAGUCUGAUAUUACCAAACACUACACUGAGUAAUAUUUCUCUGUCUAUCUGAACAUAAGGUAGAGAUCUUGAGUGUGUUCUACCAAAGCCACAACAAUGCCUAUGGUGCUUCAAACCUCAAAACAAAUGAUGUCUUGUUGUGACAAGUACUGGGACCUGCUGUGGUCUUCUGCUGAAGUGUUGCCAUGCUCAGAGAUACUUUACAAUGUUUGGAACUCAUUGAAGUUGCUUUUUCAUGGUUCAAACCAUUCUCUGUGAGCUCCAGAGAUUGUUGUGGCAAAAAACCAAGAUCAGUAGAUACUUCAACAACCAUGUCUGACACCAACAAUCAUUCCACUAGGUCACAUUUUCUGGGUUUGGGAUUAGCAGUGUCUGACAACAUCACUCCAGACAUUUCUCAUCAGUCACUGCUCGGCCGACUCAGCAUGCUAAAUAUGGGGUCAGUCAGAGCUCUCUGAUUGGCCUUGCAUUCAUCAGGUUUUCUUUUUUCUCCAGUUGUGCCUUUUCUAAUUUCUCCCCCAAGUACAGUAAUCCAUUAGUGCCAUUAACUUAAUUUUAUGGCAUCUUUUUAACAAAUGUACAAAGUGUUUGACAGUAAAAGCGUUAUUGUAACUAAAUAAUUAAAAGUCAACACAAUCCAAAACAUAAACGACAAAAUGAUUUAAACAAAUGUACCUACAACUACCAUUAGUUGAGAAAAAGCCAUGAGAUACAAGUGUGUUGGACAACGCCUCACGAACAUGUUGCUCCAAAAUCUCCAUACGCAUUCUGUCGAUCUGCUCACUGUGAAGGACUUACCAAGUGAUCCACAUCAUUUUCAUCCUCUUCUUUAAUCUGGGUAUGCACAUUAACAAUCACCUGCUGUGGACGUAGUUAUUUUGGUCUGUCUAGUCCAAUCAUCCAUUUUUUUUUUUUCAAAGUAUCACAAGUUUUCAAAAUGAAAUGAGGUUUAUGAUGGUGUUGAAGUGUAGCGCAAACUGUUAUUGUGCACCAGCACAUGGUGCAUCAGAAACUAUUCCAACUCCCUGCAUCUCACUCCAUCCCGAUCACCAACCACAGCUCAGCCCAUGAUGUCAGGAUGAGGCUCACAGAGCUGGAUGCAAGUCUGAACUCUGAGGUUGUUCUAUUCAGUCUAUUGUUCUAUUCAGAAAGAAAUGAUCGUAUGGGUAGCAGUUUGAAUUGAAUUAUUAGGUGAGUGUAGCAAAGCAGUCUUGACUGCUCUAACGCGUGCAGGUACUCUGGAGCCGUUUCUCGUUCAGUGGGGUCAACAAGUUCAUGUCUGAUUCACAUUUACCUGUUUUAUGCAUUCUUUUUUUGGAGGGUGUGAUGUUUCAUAAAUAAAAAUGAAAGACAAGUUUGUCUGAA